CUCGCUAGAUGUCGUCCCUCUAUGGUCACAAACAGCUGACUCCGGCCGGUCCCUGUAUUAAGGAUUAAGCUGUAAAACCAGUCCGCCCAGGAUAAGUUCAUUUGGAACCGCAGACAAUGCAGUGUUACAGACAACCCUACCUACUGAUCACGCAGUUCAUUAAAGAACCGGAGAACGACUCAGACAGUGCCUGCUAUGAGGAAGCGGUACAGCAGAUUGACAGCCUUGCUAUUCGCUGGCUUUGCUGUCCUGGUGUGGAUACUGCUGUUCAACAUGCUGGACCACGAAGGAGGAUGUACCACACAGCACCUGACAUACAUGUGUGGUUUGUAUGCUGAUGGGAAAGUCCAGGGUCCGCUGUGUGACGCCAUGUGCUCUGAACAGCUGACUGUCCACAGCUGCCUCAGCAACAGACCUGAGAAACAAGUCCUCCACGUGUCCUGGGAGCAAAGAGGACCAUGGGAUACAUCACAUGACCAUCCGGAGGUCAUCCUAAAGUUUGUCAGGACCUGGUACGAGACGUUCAACCAGCCCCAACCUUUAUCAGACACAAAUCUUGACUACUCCUACCUCAUAGAGAGACAAGCUCAUCACAUGUGCAUGGAACAUUUCCAAAGCGAUGAAUCUUGUCACAGGUUUGGGCAAAGGACUGUGUUAAACGCUGACGGAGACUAUGAUGGGGAAGUGUCGCAGAGCGAAUUCUCCAACAUGGUCAGUUUACUGAUGCAGCAGGAAUUCUUCAUGCUACUGGCCCUGAACGACAGCAAAUCCACGUUGGACAUGUUAGGUUACUGUGGAGGAUUCUACGCCGUGCAGAAGAUCAAGUACACCUCCGACGAAAUCUUUAGCAGACAGGAUCCUAUCCUUGACGUCCUACCACCUAUCUUCCCAGAUGAUAUCAACGAAAUGCUUGUUCCCAUGCUAGGGCAGCUCAGUGACCAUUCUGCAGAAUAUCUAUACCGUAACUUCCAGCAAGUACGAGUCCCAGACUGGCAAGAAAGGGUCGACUUUAUCACAAAAUGUUUCAGAAUUCUGUACGACUUCAGCUCCCAGUACGGGACAACGGUACGAUGCUGCGACAGUCACCUUGGCAACUACGGAAUCACGGACUCCGGGAAGGUCAAGUACAUCGACAUGGAUGCGGUGAUGUCGACAAAGGCAGCUUUGUUACUCCUCAGUAACACGCAGUGUGAAACAGACGAAGACUGCGAGAUUGGGCAGUUUGACGACUGUUCCUCCAAGUGCGACACGAAUCUAGGACGAUGUCAAGACGUCAUGAAACAGAACGACCUUCACAACUUCUGUACGCAGACCUUGUCACCCAUACUACUUGAGGCACCAGUGGUUCUAGAUCUGGCUGUAGAUGAGAAGCUUGUAGAAACGUUGACACAACUGGUUCUCGAGUGUCGAAGGCUGCCGUUGUACACUGCAGUUGAGGACUACAGAGAAAAGGGUAUCCUGUACGUUUGGAACAAAUUCGACCAAAUUCUGAGGGACUUUGAAGCUGUGCAAUAGAACAGACUCCUUCCAUCAAGCUUGUAAAUUUGUUGGUAAACUGUAACUGUAAACAGUAAACUGGUUCAUGUGUUUGAUUGCACAUGCGCAACCAGAUGCAUGGUGGGUAACAUGUCAAAGGUGAAAGGUCGGCCUAUUGUCAUCAAACCUGCGCACUAGAGCCCAUUCCUUAAUUCGCUCAUUAACUGACGUUACCACUAAACUGUUUGAAUGUAUAGGUCCCCAGAAGCAGAAGCAAACAUAUAAUUGGAGCGAACUACUUCCCGGAUGGUACCCAGGCUACAUAAUUAUAUAGAAGUGGAAUCAAAGGGCAAAAAUAAGUUAAUGUGCAAUACCUGAUGCAUUUGUGCAUAAUUAUGCAUAGUUUUCAUGAAAUAAAGUUAUGCAACGAACCAAACAACUCUCAUACACGUAUGUACAUUCCAUUCAAAUUUCCUUUGCCUAAGAGUAAGAGUGCACCAGUCUUACUUCACUGCUCCAGGAUAGGACAUGUUUGAUAAAUGUUUGCCCUCACAGAUACAAUAAAAAAUAAGACCAUUUCACACAAUCUGGUACAAAUAUCUAAGUCAUGCUUCCAUGGAUUUUAUUUCAUCCGUCUAAGUAUUGAGAUCAAACAACUUCAUAAAUAAGUUACUUUGUGAUCAACAAAUUUGAACAUCAAAGAGACUGACACUACACAGAGAUCACUUUACUGCAAAGAAAUAUGAGAAGUUUCUUUAUAUUGAGAAGACUACUCAAUCAUGCAGUCACACUAGCUGUACACUAAGACUGUAUAAACCUAGUAGUACACAUGAAUUUAACAUACAUUAUGGAACUACUGGUAUAUACACUUAACACACAAUACUGCAAGAAAAUAUAAUAAAGACAUUUUUUUCCAUAAACCUGAAAAAUGCAGCAAAACAUCAUCCUGGGAUUGGUUCACAUUUUGUACAGAUGCCGAUGUAGAAACAAAUUAUUGCAGAAUGCAAUUCAGCUUUCAAAAUUUGGAAUGAUUAAAGUACGAAGUAUAUGUAUGAAGACACAAUUUCAAUUGUUUUCUUACAAAUUCAGACCUCAAAACUGGAAUGACUAAAGAGUUGAUUAAAGCCAACUUAACACAUAGUGCAGCUUGUUAAAACUUGAGUACAUGGUCAAAUCGAAACUCAAGAUUUCUGAUGAAACUUUGAAAAACCUUGACAUCCAAAGGUUUAUUGUAGUUACAUGUCAAGUGACCAGAUCAUACUACCAUAUAAGAUCUCCACUAGUUGUACAGUAUGUAAUGCUUUCUGGUAAGAAACAAUAGUGUAAAAAUUCACAAUUAUCAUGAUGCUAGUUUGGAGUGCUAAGGCCACACCAAUUUAAUUUGUUGCUUCUCGGAUUCUCCGGAUUUAUUUAGAAAAAUAUUGGAGCGGGCGGUCGAAAAAAAAUAAAAUAAAAA
Messenger RNA from Branchiostoma floridae (Florida lancelet), 2932 nucleotides. RefSeq names its product divergent protein kinase domain 1A-like. Bases 196 to 1515 code for a protein of 439 amino acids. Lineage: Eukaryota; Metazoa; Chordata; Leptocardii; Amphioxiformes; Branchiostomatidae. The transcript is spliced from 3 exons. The record is from RefSeq and is a predicted model, not a curated record.